Messenger RNA from Opisthorchis viverrini, 3734 nucleotides. RefSeq lists its product as hypothetical. Bases 88 to 3345 code for a protein of 1085 amino acids. Gene Ontology annotation, biological process: cell differentiation; innate immune response; protein phosphorylation. Gene Ontology annotation, cellular component: extrinsic component of cytoplasmic side of plasma membrane. Gene Ontology annotation, molecular function: signaling receptor binding; ATP binding; non-membrane spanning protein tyrosine kinase activity. Lineage: Eukaryota; Metazoa; Platyhelminthes; Trematoda; Opisthorchiida; Opisthorchiidae. The record is from RefSeq and is a predicted model, not a curated record. The transcript is spliced from 17 exons.
GGAAAGUUGACGCGCCUACUUUGGUUGCUUUAGAGGUAUGAUGGGUUCUCGCCUUAGAAAAAAUAUGUGAUUUACUUGCAACCUCUGAUGACCCAUCCGGCCAACUUUCAUUCCAUUUCGCCCUCACAAUUUAGUUCCGGGUCCACCAAAAGUUCCGGCGCCCUUGUGAUGAUAUCUGCCCAUUUGCUUCCCCUGCUUCCUGGUGCCGUUCCUCCCGAAUCUACUUCGUAUUUUCAUGGAAAGAUCACUCGUGAGCAAGCUGAAGAACAACUAGUGGCCCACGGUGCUGCUGAAGGCCUCUUUCUUUUGCGAGAAUCUGUGAACCGGAAUUAUGUCAUCUCCAUAUGUCAUCUGAAUCGUGUACAUCACUACAACGUGGAACGUCAACAAGAUGCAUCUUAUCGAAUCCAGACAGGUCAUCGGUUUCUCGGCCCAGUCGAGCUGGUUCAACACCAUUCCAUGCAUCUGGACGGCUUUCUAACCUUGGCUCGACUACCACUCAACCGACCGGAAGGAAUGAGUCCUUUGCUCCUACAAGGUUUGCAUCUUGAUGAAUUUGAACAGAAAUUACGGUUGAAGGCCAUCGAAAUGGGACUAAAAGGUCGUAGUGUUGACGAAGCCCUUGGGGGACCAAUGCGAGACCAUAUUCGGUAUCUCGUUCUCAAAGAACUUCACGUGUGUCAACCGUGGUAUCAUCAUUGCAUAGGACGCCGGGAAGCAGAGCGCCGUUUGGUAGAAGUCGGCAGUCUGGAAGGAUCGUUCUUAGUACGUUUUCGAAAAGAAGAUGGAUCGUUCGUUUUGAGUCUGUGCAAUCAAGGCGAACCGAAACAUUAUAAAAUCGAAGAACAUCUGGACCGAUGGUCAAUUGAAGGCGGACAGUAUUUCGAAACGUUAAUGGAGAUGAUUGACCACUACCAUCAUCGGCAAGAUGGAUUGUUAUGUAAACUUCGCCAGCCUGUUGUGGCUCCCAGUUUUACAAGGUCUCGAUCGGGUUCAAGUGCCGCCUCCAAGGCGAAUGAACAAAAUACUACUAUUCCGAAGGAGGAUUGCGCGGUUCAAACCAAUAUGUCGUCCGCCGUGAGCAGUUGGAACGGUAGCCAGUCAUUACCAUCCCUGUCCUCUGCUCCCUUGGUUGCCGCCUCCAACGGUGCGGGUGAGGCAUCCCUGGUUGAUAGCUCAAAGUUGAAACAGGAUCUGAUCUCAUUUGCUGACUGGCCCAACGUGACGCGACUCCUGGCCAGCAACCAGGACACGGCGUCCAGUCCCGUUCCUUUUUGUCCUCUCACUGAUCUACUCAAAACCAAAUCGAACGGCUACGGUGGUCCAGGAGCCAUGGAAGAUAGACCAAAUUGCAUUGCGUCCGCAUCAGCCCUGUUUGAUACGAGUCCGUUCCCUCCGUCCCCGUUUACUCCAACGACACCAGUUGCAGACCCGUUGGCAGAUGUUACGCCGGUUCCAAAUUGCACCUCUACCAAUCCACUAUCCGUGCUGUCGCUCAGCAAAGUGACGAAGUCGGAUACGUCGACAGUAGCGUCAUUUGGCACCGCGAACGGUCUUUCAAACAUCUUCAACUCUCCUUUACUCUUUUGCCACAAUCAAAGGCCUGAGCAACAGGCGAAAAUUACCCACUAUCAGGAACAAAAACGGCGAGCAAGCAGUGGUGCCGAUCCGAAAUGUUUAGAACCAGUUCGACUCGGUGACCCUCCGGUUGGACGGGCUACAGCCGAUGUGAAUAAGGCGAUUGCAAAUAUCGUCUCCGGUGCAUUUGCUCCACCCACUCGAGAAACUACUCGUCUCUCAAUCCUCCAGCCUGAAACGUCGCCCCCUUCAUGUUGUCCUUUAUCGAAUACACCACAGAGUACCACUCAGAUUUCCGACUCCCUAACCAAACUGGCUAAUUUCGGGUCUGACCGGUCCCUGAACGACACUUGUAUAACCACGACCUCCUCGAACGAAGCACCCCCACAGUCGUUACACUUUCCUCCAAUUUUAGACAGUCCUUGGGAGGAACCAGAUUGUAAUGAAGAUUCUAUUCCCACAAACAGUGGCGGUUCCAGUUGCAGUGGAUGCAGUGUGCUGCUUGCUGCACCCCCGCUUCCGCUCCCACCCACAUGCUGUACAAAUCCUUUUCUUCCCCAAUUCGCCCCUCAAUUUACCCCAAGUCCAGGCGUCGCUUCCCCAGUUAUCUCCCAAAGUCAGUCGACAGUUCUGGGCCCUCAUUCACCAGACGUGUCCACGUUUUUCUCCGCCGCUUGUUGUGCCCCUAAUUCUCACCAACAGCGUCGUCGCGCAUCUAGUUUUAGCCGAAGCCCUUGGUCACAGGAUAUGUGCCAGGAGAAUACUCAGAUGAUCUACGACGAACUGCCUCCAUCCACCUUCCUUCUGAGCUCACAUAGUGUGAUACUUAAGGAACGUCUGGGUGGAGGAAAUUUUGGGCACGUUGUGAAGGGAGUUUAUCGCACACCAACAGGUCAAGAUAUCCCAGUGGCUGUAAAAACACUGAAACCGGAUCAACUUGCAAAUACUGGUGAACGGGAAAUUCUUUCUGAGGCACGAACUAUGGCUCAGCUGAAACACCGCCACAUUGUUCGUCUCAUAGGUGUCUGCAAAGAUGAACAACUUAUGCUCGUCCUGGAACUGGCUCCGUUAGGCCCGAUCAAUAAAUAUUUGAAGAAACGACCCGACGUGCCCAUACACACACUGACCGAAUUGAUGUACCAAGUGGCUUUAGGAAUGGCCUACCUGGAGUCGUGCAAAUUUGUACAUCGCGAUCUGGCAGCAAGGAACGUUUUACUGGUCACACGACACUUUGCGAAGAUUAGCGACUUUGGGAUGAGCAAAGCUCUGAAUUUUGGGAGUGAUUACUAUCGAGCUGCAACUGCCGGCAAAUGGCCACUGAAAUGGUACGCCCCAGAAUGCAUAUACUAUUUCCGCUUCGACUCAAAAUCAGACGUAUGGAGCUACGGAAUCACCUUGUGGGAAGUCUAUUCUUAUGGCGAACGACCGUAUAGAGAUAUGAAAGGUGCACAAAUUUUGGCAAUGCUGGAUCAAGGUUUACGACUAUCGAAGCCAAGUCGCUGUCCUGAGUCCAUCUACGGAAUUAUGCAACAAUGUUGGCAUUUUGAAGGUGUGCGUCGGCCCACAUUCGCCGAACUCGUCCUGACUCUGUCGCGAAUACUCAAGGUGAUGCCUCUUCCCGCACCGGGAGGCCUGGGUGUUGUCGAUUCUAAAUCCCAAGUGCGCGGUGCUGCAGAAUUUAGCCCCACACGACGACUAGAGUUACGAGGGAGUGGUUCGGGAGGAAGUGGUGCAAACAGCGGCGCAAGCGAUGGACCGUCCUUUUGAUCCCUUUAUGUACAGAGCGUUAUUGCAUUUUUUCAGAUUAUUUCAUCGUCUCUAUGUACCCGAUCUAAGAUUUGUUCUGGGAGCAAUAGGAAACCAGUCGGUAUGAGGCCGAUUUAAAGUCACCGUUCGUAUGAAAAUACAUGCUGAAUGAUGAAAAUAAACCAAGGUCUUCACCUUAAGACUCCGCGUUGGGAACAAACAGCCAGACACCGAUUAGCUUUCACAGACAGGAUAACAAUGUGUCUUAUACGCUUUCUUAUCUUUUUUUCUCUUUUACACUCGCCUUGCUAUCAUUUUGUGCCUAUAACUAUCACUACGUUACGAUUCUGGAAGUCCAGUUACAAAGGCGAUCUGUGCAACACUAAACGGUUAAACAAAUAUAGAACGCA